AAUCGUUCAAGAGUACAAGAUGUCGGAAGCUUGGAUGUUGGUAUGGUUAUUCCGGAAAAAGGAGCAUCGCAAAUAAAACCUGUUGAAAUUACUGUAGAAACUCUUCAAAAAUAUCUAGAUUUGGAGAAAGAGAUUCAACGUUUUGAAAAGCGGCACAUUCUCGAUAAUUUUCAGCUUAAAUCGGAGCAACUUGAUCAAUUAGAGAAAACUUUGCAGAUUCUCCAAGAAAACAGAAACGUGCAAGCUCAAAGUUUGCAUCAAUUGCAAGCUGCUAUUGACCGAACAAAUGGAACACAAUCCCUUAAACAAUUUUUAUUUGAAAAAAGCCAAAAAGGAGAAGUUUUAAAUGAAGAUGAAGAAGAAUACGUUGAUCUUCUAAAUCGCCAGGAGGUUAUCGAAAGACAAAUCGACAGUACUACAAAACAAAGAGAUUUGCUAAAAGAAGAAAUUUCUGCUUUGACGAUAGACGGAGAAUUACUUCAGAAACUAUACGUGCAGAGAGACGAACUUCUAGAUAGCAUUUUUGGUGGACAAUAUGGAAGUGAAAGGGAAAACAGGCUUGAAAAAGAGUAUGAUUUACUUUUGGAAAGAAAGAAUCACAUAGACCAAGCUCAUUUUAAGUGGAAACAAGCUCAAAUAAUGGUAAAACAAGCCUGUUCUCAACUCGGCCUUGCCGUUCAAAAAUGGAAAGAGCUUUUAGAGAAACCAGAGAACGAUAUGGAACAAAGGUAUUAUCAUGCUGCUGAAACUAGGAAUAAUUUAGUGGCUGCCAGCCAAAAUCUUCAAGGAGCUCAUAGUUUUCUGCCUAAUAUUGCUUUUCCGUAUUGCGGAGAAGAUGAAGUAGAUACCCUGAACAAGGCCGUCACAUUCAUCUUCACCGAUAUGCAGACUCCUGAAAGAUAUGAACAUGCUUUGAAUUGUUACCAUACAACAUAUCGUCGAUCUGGAGCCUUAAAACAGUGGUUUGAUCAGGUACUCACUACGACUAUCUCCAAAGAUUUGGCUGAAAUUACUGAGGAAAGUAAAGCGAAAGCCCAGGAGUUACGGCAAGAAAGAAUCUAUCUCAUUAAAUCUAAAGUUAAAGAUAUUACUGGGAAAGAUGUGGACUUCGAUGCAAGAUCGCUUGAUACGGAAGCAGAGGAUGCGGCUGCUGAUGAACAAGUGGCAAGACUUUUUGAAGCAGAAAGGCUCGAAGGAAAAAAUCAAAAUUUCUUAACCACAAGUUCAACCCUACCGCCAGCACCUACCCCUGUACCUAUUUCUGAUUUAGCACCGAUGCCUACAAAUGAAGAAAUAUUUGGAAAAAUUGAUGAGCUCCGUAAGAAGCACGCGGUUGAAAUGGCAGAUUUUGAAAAAGCGCAGACAAUCAACAAGGCAAGAACUACUCAAGGCUUACAGGAGAAAUUGCAAGCCAGGAGAAGUCGGAGAAGUAGAAUGCAAAAUCAUGAGAGGGAGAUAGAGGCAAUGCAAUCUGCAUGAAAAAAAUAAUUUGUUAAAUGGAAAUUUCUUCGUGGUGGAAAAUACGAUAAUCAUUUCAAACUAAUUUAAUUUAAUCUUGUUAAAAUAGUUCAACGCGGAAAUCUUUUGUUAAAACUUAAGAAAAAACGAACAAUUUUAAAAACUUUAAAAUUUAUUUGCUUUAAUUUGUUGUGCCAAUAAGAAACAAAAUCAUCACUUACUACUUCUUACUGAUAUUCAAGUUCAUGUUUUAAAUAAAUUUACUUAAGUUAUAAAUAAAUUUGAAGUUCCAAACAAUGUUAUGAAUUUUAUGUCAAAAAGUUUAAUCACAUGAUUAAAUUAUCGAUAUGAGGAAGCGUGAAACCUUAUAUAAAACGAUUUUAGUCCAAAGUGUGUAGAAGUGAAAUUAUUCCGUAACAGUCGAGGAUGCACUAUCAAGUCAUACCUCUAAAUGAAUUCGACACGUAUUCAGUAUUAAAAAAAAUAUAUGACAUCGAAAAUGGUAAGGGGGAGGGGUAUAAAUUCAACCGUGUCAAACAUUUUAAGAUUUUAAUUAAAAACAAUUUUUUCCAGUGCUUCUGUAAUAUAAUUGCAUUAAUUUCAGUUAACGUACAUUCAAUAAUCAAAACGUUCUAAAAAACAAAAAUUAUUUUAUAAGUACAUUUUAAAAAAAUCUGAAGAACAGUAUAGUAGUUUUAAGUUAAUCCUCGAAAAAGUUUAUUUCAUGAGUAACUCGUCAACCUCAAAAUAAAAGUCAACGUUUAUAUCUUAGCAGCAAUUUUAAAGUACGCAAUGCAAAAUGUUUAAGUUUGCUUUGGAAUGAUAAAACAUACAUACGUCAAAUUCGGGACCGAAAAAUUUAUUCCUACCAACAAAACAAUUUACCAAGUUCUAAUUUAAUGGAAAGUUUAAAACUAUAAGGGAGAUCUUUCCAUUUAAGAAAACAGACAAGUUUUUGUCAGUCAAGAGCAGUUCUAAGACUUUCCUACUGAAACUUUUGAUGAUUUUGUACAUGAUUUUUUUUACUGUAGAUCUGUUACUUUGGUUUUAGUUCAGAGAACAAAUGAUUGAUUCAUGUGAAGAUUGAUUCUUCACACACCUGUCAAAUAAUGUUUGUAAAAUUUGUUAAGAGAAAAUUUA
Molecule: messenger RNA, 2598 nt
Organism: Uloborus diversus
Lineage: Eukaryota; Metazoa; Arthropoda; Arachnida; Araneae; Uloboridae
Exons: 11
Coding region: 43-1479 (478 amino acids)
Source: RefSeq, a predicted model, not a curated record